Molecule: messenger RNA, 1869 nt
Organism: Olea europaea var. sylvestris
Lineage: Eukaryota; Viridiplantae; Streptophyta; Magnoliopsida; Lamiales; Oleaceae
Product: hydroxymethylglutaryl-CoA lyase, mitochondrial-like
Exons: 9
Coding region: 344-1630 (428 amino acids)
Biological process (GO): L-leucine catabolic process; ketone body biosynthetic process
Cellular component (GO): mitochondrion
Molecular function (GO): hydroxymethylglutaryl-CoA lyase activity
Source: RefSeq, a predicted model, not a curated record
UCUCUCUAAAUAUAUAUCUUUCUCUCUUUGUCUCUCUAUAUAUGUAUGUAUAUAUUUGUUGGCGAUUGAAAUAAUGCCUAUACUAUACAAGAAAUUGCUACAGGACAACUUUAAAUAGAAGCAAUCUCAGACACACAAUUAUACAUAGCAAUAACCAAGAUUUUGUGGUAGACGAACUAUUCACAUUCUCAACUACCCAUCACUCGCCUUCUGUUUCAUUGCGUGUUUUGUAGAAAACCCAAAAACUUGGAAACCCUAGAAAAGAGGAAAGGGGAAUUUGCAAGAUUUUUUUAUUCGAAGGGAAGCUUUUCUUGAUCUAGCUUAAGUUGCAUUUAUUUCCACAAUGUCAAGCUUAGAGCAGCCUCUUGGUCUGGACAAGUUGCCAAGCUUGAGCAACAUCGACUGGCUCAAUAGGUGCUCAUCUAGUGCAUGCAGACCCAUAGAAGAGGAUACGGUAAUGGGAAGUUGCUGGAUCGAAGGGAGAAGUUGCAGUUCAUCUAACAGCUGCGAUGAAGAUUCUGAAGAGUACAGACAAGAGACUUUACCAUGGAAAAGACAAAUGAGGGGCACAUCAAAGAGGACUUCAAAUGCAGGCAGGAAUUCUGUGGCCUGUGGAAUUGUGAAUGAUUUGCGCUACUUGUCCAAUCAUCAAGGACACUCCUAUAGCAAUGACAAAGACAUAGGAGCGACGAAAUAUAAGUGGUUUUUCGAAGAUAUACCAAGAUAUGUGAAGGUAGUGGAAGUUGGUCCAAGAGAUGGGUUGCAAAAUGAGAAGAUCAUUGUCCCAACAUCUGUGAAGGUCGAAUUAAUCCGUAAACUUAUUUCUUCUGGAUUGCCUGUGGUUGAAGCUACAAGCUUUGUGUCACCAAAAUGGGUCCCUCAGCUGGCAGAUGCAAGUGAUGUGAUAGAAGCAGUUAAGAAUUUCGAAGGAGUCAACUUGCCCGUGCUGACACCCAAUCUAAAGGGGUUCAAAGCAGCCGUUGCAGCUGGUGCAAAAGAAGUAGCUGUCUUUGCAUCAGCUUCGGAGUCCUUCUCAAAAUCAAACAUCAACUGCAGUAUCGAAGAGAGUCUUUCUCGUUAUCGUGCUGUUACCUCUUCUGCCAAAGAGCUUUCAAUUCCUGUGCGUGGGUACGUCUCGUGCAUUGUUGGUUGUCCAGUUGAAGGAUCAAUCUCCCCUUCAAAAGUUGCAUAUGUGGCAAAGGAACUUCAUGACAUGGGUUGCUUUGAAAUCUCACUUGGAGAUACAAUAGGAGUUGCUACACCUGGUAAUGUGCUUCCUAUGCUUGAAGCUGUGAUGGCUGUUGUUCCUGUUGAGAAGCUUGCUGUUCAUUUCCAUGACACAUAUGGCCAGGCUCUUUCAAAUAUCUUAGUAUCACUUCAAAUGGGGAUUAGCACAGUGGAUUCCUCAAUUGCUGGUCUUGGAGGUUGCCCGUAUGCCAAGGGAGCUUCAGGGAAUGUUGCAACUGAGGAUGUCGUCUACAUGCUUAAUGGUCUUGGCGUGAAAACCAAUGUCGACCUCAACAAACUCUUGCUGGCCGGAGAGUAUAUCAGCAAACAGUUGGGUCGAACAUCAGGUUCCAAGACAGCCAUUGCAUUGUGCCGCAUGACUCCAGAUGCUUCUAAGAUUUGAAAAAAAAAUUACGGUAUUGAGACAUUUUUAUAAGCUCUUAUGCCCGUUAAGAGCAUGAAUCUAGGAAUAAUCAAAGCUAAGAACUAUAGCUAAUAGGUGAUUUCUUGCUUCGAGUAUCAAUCUGCUUACCACGGCAGAAUUAAUGUAUACCAUUCUUAAAUUUUAUUAUCAUAUCAUAUACAUAUAAAAGAGGCACGACCGCAUUAUACUGUAUGCACACCAUAUUGGCAUUUUUACUA